UUUCACGCAGCGCUCUAGCCAGUCACAUUGAAAGUUGGACCACGAGCGUGGCCAGUAGUGUAGCAAUGGCAGAUGAAGCCAUAUUGCAUAUUAACCCCUCGGAAGACGAGGGCCUAAUGGGUCAACUGGAUGACGAGUUGUCAUUUCUCACGCAGCUACCAAUAGCGGAGACUGCAUGUUCAUCUUUAAGCAAACCAACGCCACCGGCGCCAGCAGCUAAAGCCAAGAAGCGAACUGCUAAGCGUAAGAAUAUAGAUCAAGCAAAUUCAUGUACGCUGAACGAGCCGCCUAGUGCCGCGAAGAAAACUAGCAGCGACGAUUCGGACUUGCACAAAGCAGUUUCUAGCUUGCAGCAAACAGUUGCUACUUUGACAAAUGCGUUUUUGCACCGCAGCGAUUCCGGUUCUAGCCAUUACGCUAACCGCUUUCCAACUGAGGAAAUAUUAAGCGAGGGUGAAAUCCCUGAUGAUAAUUUGGUGGCAUUAAACCUUGCACCGGAAACGGGCAAUGACAACGCAAUUGUUGGCAAUAGUUAUGUACAUGUACCUGAAAAGGGCAUAGACACUUUCACUGAAGGUGAUUUAGAUAACCUGUUGUGCGAUACUGGCAACCAGGAUGACUUGCUGACCGAAAUGGCGGCCUUAAUUGAGGGUGACGAAAAAGAAAGUUCAGCCCUAAAUGACCAAUUGGCUAAAACAGUAAAUGCACUUGCUCAAGGCAAGAUAAAGCCAGAAAAACUAGAAGAAAAAUUGGGCAAAUACAACAAACCAAGCAACUGCGGUAAUCUUUGCCUAACUAGAGUGAACCCUGAGAUAUGGUCAAUCCUAAAACCCACAACACGUGCAAGGGAUGUUAAAUUCCAAAAGGUGCAAAGCUCUUUUGUACGGGCAUCAAUAGCCAUCGCAAUGGCCACUGAUCAAAUGCUAAAAGCCAGAAAUAACAAUGAGACUAUUGAUACAGCUCAGCUUAUUAGAAUGCUGGUUGACGCAAUUGCCAUACUUGGCUCGGGCAACGCCCAACUCAACUUGCGCAGAAGAGACAGUAUCCGACCUGAUCUCAACCAAAAAUAUGCGGCCUUGUGCUCAUCGCAAGUCCCGUGCACUAGUCUCCUUUUCGGGGAUGACUUAGUUCAGUCAUGCAAAACUAUAGUGGAGACAAACAAAAUAAGUUCACAGAUGUUUGUAAAUGACCCCAAACGUCGUAAUACUAGACAGUUUUCAGGCCGUGGAUCAUCCCACCGUGCGGGGGACUUUCGCUCACGGGGUUUCCCGAAACAGCAUUACGGCAGCCACCAGAGGGCACCUUAUUACCCGAGAGGCCGAGGCUACUAUCGUCGAGCACAGAGUCAGGGCCAGGGUUAUUACCGUUCCGGCGGCAGCAGCGGUCAUGGCAGUGGCAAUUACCACCAAACCCCAAGCCAAUCCACCAGCACCGGGGCCUCGACAGCCAAGAAAACGGUGACCUAGCGGCACCAUUACAGUUGGUAAGGUAUUGCAGAAAAUCGAGGUAGACGGAGCCAUGGGAAUACUUAUAUUCCCAUUAUGGCCAACCCAACAUUGGUUUCCCAGAAUGCUGCGCCUGUUGAUAGCUACGCCAGUAACACUACCAAAGACAUACGGGUUGUUGAGACUACCACACGAUCCACACAGUCGCCAUCCACUAGAGGGCCGAAUGACAAUGUGUGCUUCACUCUUAUCCAGCAGUCGCUCCGAUCAAGAGGAUUUUCGAAGGAAACUAUUGACAUUAUCCUCCAAUCAUGGAGACCGAGUACCAAGAAGCAAUAUGCAUCAUCCAUCGAAAAAUGGCUACGUUUCUGCACUAAACGGGCUGUCGAUCCAGUUCAUGCGACUGUAACCGUGGCAAUGGAGUUUCUCACCAAGUUAGUUCACUCUGGGGCAAAAUACAGCACUGUUAAUACAGCACGGUGUGCAUUGUCAUCACUGCUUUGGUCAACGUCUGACAAUAAAACAAAGUUUGGUAGCCAUCCUUUGGUUAUUCGUUUUAUGCGAGGACUAUUUAAUUUAAAACCUCAGUACCCUCGUUAUUCACAUACAUGGGAUGUUGGUAUUUUACUUCGAUAUGUUAGUAAGAUGGAACCAUUACAGUCUAUUGCAUUGAAACAAUUGACUUACAAACUGAUUUGCUUAUGUGCACUUACCACUGCACAGCGGGCUCAGACAUUGAGCCUAUUCGACAUAU
Messenger RNA from Patiria miniata (bat star), 2199 nucleotides. RefSeq lists its product as uncharacterized. The transcript has 2 exons. Bases 66 to 1466 code for a protein of 466 amino acids. The record is from RefSeq and is a predicted model, not a curated record. NCBI's taxonomy places the organism in Eukaryota, Metazoa, Echinodermata, Asteroidea, Valvatida, Asterinidae.